AUGGUUAAGAAAAAGGCUGCCUCGUCGGGCUCAAAGCCGACUUCAGCACCAAGCAAUACACCACAGGCACCAUCGGACGAGCAGCCAAAGAAGUCAAUGGCAAGGGAACUCUUACAGAGGGCUUUUGAUGGAUUGUCAGCCUUUCGCAAUUUGACCAGCAGGCUAGUCCUCAGCACGGAGGAGAAGCCCGUCGGAUUCUCCUCUGUGAAACCUCAUAUGCUCGAUGAGCUGGAUAUCUGUGUAGGCCACCUCAACUUCGACAUGGAGAAACUAUUGGAUAUCGCUGCUACCCGUCACAUUAGUGAAAGGUUCAAGUUGGACCAGACCUAUGUACGAAGCGCAGGAUUAUCUACGAAGGAACAACUCGCUUCAAUUGCAUCUGCCAACUACCUCUUCAAAUCCAUAUUCCAUACGGACUUGUCAAAUAUACUAAAGAAUUCAUUCGAUGUCAAAAUCUCGCCGGAGUUGACUAUACCCGAGGGUAUCCACAAAAGCCCCAAAACCGGAGUUCAGUAUACGUUCCACGGAGUAGCCGAUUUUGUCACUUUCUUAGUCCAACAAACAGAAGACCUCGACGCCAGGGAUAUCAAAGACCUGCUCUCCGUGGAAGCUAUUUCUGGAGGGAACUUGGUGGUCGUCGAAAUAAAGAGCUCACAAACUGCUUUCCACGCACCUCAUCUGGCCGAGGCUAUGGCACAGGCGGUAAUGGCAAGUCAACACACUAGGUCUGAGUUAGGUAGUUCCUAUUCUUCCAAGUUUUGCCUCUACCAACCUGAGACCAGGACAUGCUACCUCUCGCCAAUACUCAAGGCCGAGACUCAUGGAGCUGCGGCUAUUCUGACGGUGCUUGAGGAAUGGGUGUGGUACUCAAACAACAUGAACUCGAGGAAGGAGCUGUGGAAGCUCAGACUCAAUCGAAGGCAGAAGGUAUAG
Messenger RNA from Pleurotus ostreatus (oyster mushroom), 933 nucleotides. RefSeq lists its product as uncharacterized. Lineage: Eukaryota; Fungi; Basidiomycota; Agaricomycetes; Agaricales; Pleurotaceae. The transcript has 5 exons. Bases 1 to 933 code for a protein of 310 amino acids. The record is from RefSeq and is a predicted model, not a curated record.